Molecule: messenger RNA, 1626 nt
Organism: Penicillium lagena
Lineage: Eukaryota; Fungi; Ascomycota; Eurotiomycetes; Eurotiales; Aspergillaceae
Product: putative extracellular lipase
Exons: 2
Coding region: 1-1626 (541 amino acids)
Source: RefSeq, a predicted model, not a curated record
AUGGCCACUUCGACACGCCCCUCUGCCGCCCUGGCCCAAGGCCGGGUAGUGGGCAUCAAACUUGAAGAUCAGACCGUUGACUCCUUCCUGGGUAUCCCGUAUGCCCUUCCCCCCGUGGGAGCCUUGCGCUUCAGACCCGCGGUUCCGGUUCCUCAAUCAACAGAUACGCUCGAUGCGUCCAAGUACGGCCCCGCAGCUCCAGGAAAAGCAUUGCUUCCAGGUGGACCAAAGCUCGAACAAAACGAAGACUGCUUGACUGCGAACGUGUUUCGACCUGCCGGAACUCAUGAAGCUGCAAGACUCCCCGUGGCGAUAUAUAUCCAUGGCGGUGCUUUCAAUCGCGGCGCCGCUGCGAUGCAUAACACUGCGUCCAUGAUCGCAUGGUCGGAAGAGCCCUUUGUCGCUGUGAGUUUUGGUUAUCGUGUCGGAGCUCUCGGAUUUUUGCCUUCCACAUUGAGUCAGAAGGAAGGUCUUCUCAACCUCGGCUUGCGUGAUCAAGUGCUUCUGUUUCGGUGGGUCCACGAGAACAUUGAAAAAUUCGGUGGUGAUCCUGGAAAUGUUACUUUGUUUGGUCUCUCGGCGGGAGCUCACUCGAUCGGACACCAUCUUCUCAACUACGAUGAACAACAUCCGGCCCUGUUCCACCGCGUCGUUCUGGAAUCUGGAUCACCGACCUCUCGAGCAGUUCGUCCCUACGAUGCAAAUAUUCAUGAGCAGCAAUUCCAGGACUUUCUGAGAGAAGUUGGUUGCCCAGAUGAUCUGUCUGAAUCGGAAAUAUUUCCUUUUCUGCGCUCCCUACCCAGCAAAAUAGUCACAGAUGCUCAGACCGUUGUAUUCGACAAAUACAAUCCAUCGUUACGUUGGGCAUUUCAGCCUGUGAUAGACGGAGACAUCAUCUCUCGCAAACCUUUGGACGCAUGGGACUCACAGCUAUGGAACAAAGUACCCAUCAUGACCGGCUUUAAUAGCAACGAGGGAACGAUGUAUGUGGACAAGAAAAUGGCGCAGUCCUCCGAGUUCCGUGAGUUCUGGCGUAAUCUGCUCCCGGAACUGUCAGCCGCAGACCUGGACACGAUUGAGAAACUGUAUCCCGACCCGAGUAUCGAUCCUGCUUCGCCGUACAUCGAAACACGCAAGGGACGAGGUCUGGGUCCGCAAUACAAACGCAUCGAAGCUGCAUAUGGUCACUACGCCUAUGUGGCUCCUGUCCGCCAGACUGCGCAGUUUGCCUCGGCGCAAGGCGUGCCUGUUUACCUGUACCACUGGGCAUUACCCAGAACACUGGUUGGGCGCGCGAACCAUGGCGAUAAUAUGUACUAUGAGACAUACAACAGCGCCAUCACGGGUAUAUCAGAGUCACAGAAGGAAUUAUCCGGAACUCUCCAUGCGUAUCUGACUAGUUUCAUUACCAAAGGCGAUCCCAAUGCUCUGGAAGGUCGGUAUGCUCAACGACCACGAUGGAAGCCUUACACGCCUCAAGCGGAGAAUGUGAUGGUUUUUGGAGAAGACAAUGAAGAACUAAUUGGGGGUGCGGCGGCUCCGGCUUCCAAGUCCGUAGAGGACAAGUGGGCUAGACCUGAGACAGAUUUUUGGUGGUCGAAGGUCGAAAUUUCGCAGAUUGCGUGA